Molecule: messenger RNA, 2896 nt
Organism: Chlamydomonas reinhardtii
Lineage: Eukaryota; Viridiplantae; Chlorophyta; Chlorophyceae; Chlamydomonadales; Chlamydomonadaceae
Exons: 17
Coding region: 223-2634 (803 amino acids)
Biological process (GO): exocytosis
Cellular component (GO): exocyst
Molecular function (GO): phosphatidylinositol-4,5-bisphosphate binding
Source: RefSeq, a predicted model, not a curated record
UCCUCAAUAACAGUAGUAAUUCUGAAUCACUGCGCGAAAAAAAGACAGAAGAGAGUAUGUGUAUGCAACUCAGCCUUUGACUUUUGGAAGCUGCAAUUUUCCUUCAUCGCUUUGCACGUCCUUCCAGCUUCGCGUAGUCAGGGCAGCAUUUGCUCGUAUGUAAGACUUAAUCCAGAGCCACUGGCUGGCGUGGAUUAGGAGGCUAAGAGGCUUGCGGCAAUAAUGCUGUCGCUGGCGGAGCACGCAGACCAGCUCAGCUCGGCGAUCCAGCUGCGGGGCAAUCUCGCAGGGGAGAGCGUGCUGGUGCUGCGCGCGCUGCAGGACAAACUUGCGGAGCUAAACGCCAAACUCGCGCCCAUCCAUGAGCGGGCCACUGCCCUCACAUGGGCCGAGGACAACAUCACCAAGGCGAAGCUUGCCACGGACGAGCUGCUGCGCCACAUCGAUGUGACUCGGAAAGUAGAAAGCGUGCUGCGGCUGGGCCCGGGCCGCAGCGAGGAGCAGCUGGAGGUGUUCCUGGGGGCUGUGGGGCGACUGGAGGAGGCGCUCGACCACCUGGAGGCAAACCUGGUGGAGGCUGUGACGCAGCCGUACGAGCACGCGGCCUCGGUGUAUGAACGCGCCAUGUCGGACUGCGAGGCGGACUUUGCGGCGGUGCUGGCGGCGCACGGCACAGCGCGGCUACCCUCAGCGGCGUGGCUGGCGGACAAGGCCGCGCCGGAGAACCUGCGGGCCUCCAUCGCCAACCCCGAGAUGGAGCUGCUGCCUGCCGCCGCGGUGGGGCGGGUGAGCCGGCUGGCCGAGGUGAUGCUGCGGGCGCGGCACGUGGCCUGCCUGGACACGUACGCGCAGGCCCGCAGCCGCGCCCUGGACAUGUUGUUGGCGCUGGUGGGGCUGGACCCCUCGACCCUGGGGCUGGCGGGGCCGGGGGCAGGAGGCGGCGGCGGCCGCGGUGGGGCCGGCAGCGGCGCCAGCAUGGGCGGCGGUGGGCUGGCGCUGCAGCUGCAGAGCGCCGACCAGCUGCAGCGGCUGGUUGUGGGCUGGUCCACUCAGCUGCGUGUGCUGCUGGUUGGCGCAUCCGCGGAGCUGGCGCUGGCGCAGGACGUGUGGCAGUCGCCGUACGACGAGGUGACGUUCAGCGAGACCAUCAGCCGCUCGCUGAGGCUCGUGCUGCAGGUGGGCAAGGCGGUGUGUGAGGGCCGCGGCGCGGGGCGCUCCCCGGACCGGCUGUUUGCGCUGCUGCAGAUGCACCAGUCCCUCAUGGAGCUGCUCCCCUACCUGGACGACCUGCUGUCAGCCCGCGAGCGCUGCACCGGCCUGCUCAACGAGGCGCACCUGCUGGGGGUCAUGAUCGGCCGGGCGGCGCGGCAGCUGUUUGCGGACUUUGAGGAGGCGGUGGGCGGGCGGGCGGGCGGCGGCGCGGGCCUGUCCGCCGCCGACGCCGCCGCCUCCAAGCUGACCAUGCUGGACGGCACCGUGCACCCCAUAUGCGCCACCACACUGUCCUUCCUCAAGCGGCUGUUCACCUACCCCAACGCCCUGUCGCUGCUGUUCGCGCCCUCGGGUGCGGGCGGCAGCGUGUCGGGUGGCGGCGCGGCGGAGGCGGCGGCGGCGGCGGCCGCGGCGGCUAGCAGCAGCAUCAUGCACAUCCUGAUGAGGCUGCUGGAGGCUCUGGAGGCCAAGGCGCGCGCCUACAAGUCUCCGGCGCUGGGGUCUCUGUUCCUCAUGAACAAUGUACACUAUAUGGUGUGGACCGUGGAGCAAGCGGCGGCAGCUGACAAGCAGAAGGCGUCGGCAGCAGCUGCAGCCAAGACCUCAGCCGCUGCCGCCGCCGAGGCGGAAGCGGAUGCAGAGGCGGCGUCGCUGGAGGCGGAGGGCGCGACCGUGCGGGCACGUCGCCGGGCGCGGCGAGCGGCUGAGGCGGCGGCUGAGGCGGCUGAGGCGGAGGCGGCGGCCGCAGCGGCUGCGCACCCCGACGCGGCGGUGCCUGGCGGACUGGCGGUGCUGGGUCGUGCCUGGGUGGAGCGACACAAGGACAUCGUGGAGCACUACGGCGCCGCCUACCAGGAGGCCAGCUGGAAGCCGCUCACAGAGCUGCUGGAGGCCGUGGUGGUCACCGAGACCGACAAGGAGCCAUCCGACCCGGGCCGCUUCAAGAACUGGGUCAAGUCCAAGUUCGCCAAGAUCAACACGCUAAUGGAGGGAGUGCUCAAGCAGCAGUCGUCGUGGACCAUCCCGGAUGCCAAGCUGAAAAAUGCAGUGCGCAAGGUCAUCAAGCAGGACGUGCUUCCACUGUACGGCGAGUUCUGGGAGCGCUACACGGAGGUGGACUUCACCACACACCCAGACAAGUACCUGCGCUAUCCGCCCGAGCAGCUGGAGCACGUCAUUGACCACACGCUUUUUGAAGGCCGUGCUGCGCCGCCGCGGGCGGGCGGCGGCGGCGGGCAGGCAGGUGGCGGCGGCGGCCUGCUCAGCUUCAGCAGCCCCGGCAGCGUCAAGAGCGCCGCGACGGGGCGCGCGGGGAAGGACGCAGGAGGGGGCGGUGGGGGCGGUAGCGCGGCGUUUCCGCCAGGUGUGCCGGCGUCCACGCAGAGCCGUGUGAGCAGCAAGGUUGGCAGCGUGCGUCGGUGAUGCAUGUUUUGUGAUGAGGCUUUGAUUGGUGUUUGGGGGUGAGUUCGAGAAAGCCAAGGGCGAUGGCUGAGGAGGACGCGGGUGACGGUCUGAGGAAGCGGUGACGCUGGUGAAGUGGGGGAACUGGCGGACGCCAGGGGUGGGUGGAGUAGACUGUCGAAGAUUUGCAAUUGCUUCAUUUGAUCGUAGGGCAGUAGGGCGGUGUGCCGUAUGCGUGCAAGCCCGCAAUGAUUUGAGGUGCUCCUGUUCAUGACAGGUCGAG